This is a messenger RNA of Saitoella complicata NRRL Y-17804, 831 nucleotides long. RefSeq lists its product as uncharacterized. The record is from RefSeq and is a predicted model, not a curated record. The coding region runs from base 17 to 781 and encodes 254 amino acids. Gene Ontology annotation, molecular function: oxidoreductase activity; demethylase activity. The transcript has 2 exons. Gene Ontology annotation, biological process: oxidative demethylation. NCBI's taxonomy places the organism in Eukaryota, Fungi, Ascomycota, Saitoellomycetes, Saitoellales, Saitoellaceae.
GAAGGGAAGAGAAAUGAUGAUUGAAGUGAAGAGGAAGAGGACUACGAUUGAGCAUUUCUUUGCUCCGCAGGCGAAGCGGUUGCUCUUGGAGGGAUCAAACGAAGCGAAGAAGGUCGAUCCACCGAGUCGCCACCCACCCACCGCGAAGCCUCUGUCAACAAAGCCAUAUGAUGUGCCAGAGAUACCCGGCCUAAUAGUCCACCCAAACUUCAUUUCUCCUACCGAGGAUCGCGCCACCAUCACCUUCCUCGACACCCUACCCUGGCGUAACGACCUCCAACGCCGUACCAUGCAUUUCGGCGGAACAUAUUGCUACGGCCAUCACGUCGGUGAGGGCGGGAAGAAAGCUCCAGGGAUGCCGGGGGAAUUGGGGUGGAUCGUGGAGAGGGUGGUUGGGGAAGGGAUUUUUGAGAGUUGUGAUCCGCCGACGAAUUGCAUCGUGAAUGAGUACGUAGGCAACCAAGGCAUCAACGCCCACGUCGACAAACUCACCUGCGGCCCCACAAUCGCCUCCCUCUCCCUCAACCACGGCUGCUACUUCAAAUUCUACGAACUUCAAUCCCCUCACGACGGAACGGUUUGUUCAGGCAAGAACAAAGACGCACCGAGAACCGGGAAAGAGGUAGAGUUGUGGGUGCCGAAGGGGAGUUUAUUGGUGAUGAGUGGUGAUGCGAGAAGUUUGUGGCAGCAUGAGGUGCCGAGGACGAUGAGGGGACGGACGAAGUUCAGUAGGAGGGUCAGUUUGACGUAUAGGGCUAUGGGGAGGAAGGGUAGUACUUGAUCUGAAAUAUAUAUAUAGCUUCUCGAUACCUAGGUAGUGAUUGCCAAACU